CGGCUGAGUGCUUAGUGAGGUUAAAUGUAUUUGUUUUCAUGAAAAAAUAAUUCUUUUAUUUUCAAAAAUCUAAGUAAUCGAGUACCGUCGGUCUAUGCACCGUUCCAUCAUAAACUUCAUGAAAAAAUAAGAUAAACAGUAUUAACAAUAAUCAAUAACAUUGGCAAAAAGUAAUUAACAUAAACUGUUUCGAUAAUAUUUCGAAAUAUUAAAUUAUGUUGAUUUUCGGGGUUACGGCGAGGCGACAAUUGCCUUUUAUAAAACAUUAUCACCAAUUUCGAUAUCUGUCUAGUCAAGUAAAAGCUCAAACUGAAUUGUUAUUUGAUUUUAAAAUGAAAUUACCGGCACCCGUUGAAAAGAAGCCAAAACGUGACGCUUUUGUUAAGAAUCUCUUUGUUGGGAUUUUUGAUCAUGAAUUUCUUACGUACCCGGAACCACAGCAUCCAGAGAGGUAUAAUGAAUUUCAAAAAUGGAUAGAACCCAUUCAGAACUAUAUUGCGACUGUGAAUCCUAAGGAGUUUGAAGACAAGCUUAAUAUACCACCUCAUGUCAUACAAAGAUUUCGAGAACUUGAUUUGUUUGGUCUAAGAAUUCACGAAGACUAUAAGGGCUGGAAUUUACUAAAUGCCGAAUUCAUGCAAAUUCUGGAAAUUGUAGGAACGGUGCCUAGCCUUGGUUUCUUCUUCUUGAAACACAGUGUACCACCUAUAAAUAUUUUUAACAAUUAUGCUACGGUUGAACAAAAAUUGAGAUAUCUACCAAAAAUAGCCAAAGGCGAAGCGUUUGCAACAGUUGCUAUUACAGAGAAUGAAAGUGGUCCUGCGGUAAAUAACUUAAAUACCAUCGCUAUCUUAUCCAAAGAUGAGGGGUACUGGAUAUUAGAUGGUGAAAAAACUUUUGUAUCAAAUAUACAUCAGUCCGAUAUUUUCUUAGUAUUUGGUCAUGCUAUACAAGGUGGUACUGUAGAGAAACGACCAGAGACUAUGGCCACCUUCAUUGUUGAUAAAAAUACCGAAGGUGUACAUAUAAUCGAAGAAAAUAUUGCCAUGGCUGGGUUAAAAGGCUUUAGUACUGGUAGACUUAUUUUAAAAAAUGUAAAGGUGCCAAAGAAUAAUAUGAUUGGAAAUGUAGGAGACGGCGCAAAGUGUCUUGUCGAUCACUUUAGUAAUAGUCGACAUUAUAAUGCGUGCCUAACUAUUCCAAUACUCAAAAACUUUUUAAAUACAUUGACACAAGAUAUUAUAAACAGAAAGCAUUUUGACAAAAUGUUGUAUGAAACAGAGGCUGCCCAACACAUAUUUUCUAAUAUUACCAGUACUAUUUAUUGUAUAGAAAGUGUAUUAUAUUUAACAACAUCGACAAUGGAUAUUUAUGAUGAUCAAGAUCUAAAGUUAGAAACAGCUUUGGUAGAGCAAUUUUGUUUACAAGAAUGCAUGCAAAGGUUGCAAGAGUGUAUAUGGCUUGUUGGUCCACGAUUUUGUAUUAUGACAGAGCCGUAUGAAAAAAUGUUUAGAGAUGCACUUACAAUCAUUAAUUAUGACACAUCGCUACUGGACACAAAAAUUUAUUCGUCUCUAAUGGCUUUACAACAUGUUGGAAUUAAAUUUGGUGACGAUAUAAAAAAAGAAAGGAAUAUUUUAAUGUUUCCCAAAUAUAUGUUUGAAAACAUAUUUUUUAAACGUAAUUCUAUGAACUUCCCAUUGAAUGAGUAUCUUCACCCAUCGUUGCAAGAAUGUGCUAGUUUCUGCAAUAGGAGCUUGUUCAAAUUACAAGAGGUCACAAAGAAUUUUCUAAUACACGAGGGUACUAAUGUUACGCAACGAGAAAUACAGCUUCAAAGACUCAGUGAUAUGGCAGCCCUCAUUUACACUUACAUUGCGGUUUUGGGUAGAGCAUCUAGGUCUUAUUGCAUUGGUAACAGAAAUUCUGAAAACGAAAUAAAAAUAUGUAUAAUACUGGCAUAUAGACUGCAAAAGAAAGUCGAUGAACUUGCUGAUGAAAUUAAUGAUUCGGAAUUUGGUAAUGGUGAUCAUUUAGGUAAUCAGAUUUCAAAAGUAAAUUUUGAUAAAAAAAAUUACAUCGUCGCACAUCCAUUACAAAGGAAUUACUAAUCUAUAAAAAAUCAAUACAUUAGAAUAAUAGUUUUUAAGUUUUAUAUUAG
Molecule: messenger RNA, 2161 nt
Organism: Ceratosolen solmsi marchali
Lineage: Eukaryota; Metazoa; Arthropoda; Insecta; Hymenoptera; Agaonidae
Product: acyl-CoA dehydrogenase family member 9, mitochondrial
Exons: 2
Coding region: 216-2111 (631 amino acids)
Molecular function (GO): flavin adenine dinucleotide binding; acyl-CoA dehydrogenase activity
Source: RefSeq, a predicted model, not a curated record